Messenger RNA from Nyctereutes procyonoides (raccoon dog), 1819 nucleotides. RefSeq names its product transcription elongation factor A2 (gene TCEA2). Gene Ontology annotation, cellular component: nucleus. Gene Ontology annotation, biological process: DNA-templated transcription; transcription elongation by RNA polymerase II. The transcript has 10 exons. The record is from RefSeq and is a predicted model, not a curated record. Lineage: Eukaryota; Metazoa; Chordata; Mammalia; Carnivora; Canidae. Gene Ontology annotation, molecular function: zinc ion binding; nucleic acid binding. Bases 800 to 1621 code for a protein of 273 amino acids.
AGGGGCGCCAUGUAGACGGCAGGGGAUGCGGCCUGGGCUGCCCGGCACGAGGGUCCCACCACCUCGGAUGGCCGGGCCACGUGAUUCCUGCCUCUCAUGUCAAGGGAAAGAGCCACACGUUAAAACACACCAGCAUGUUAAAAAGUGAAGCAUCUGUGGAAGAAAGCAAAGUGGGGGAGGAUGAGGUCAGGAGGGGCCUCACCAAGGUGUCAUCUGAAUAAAAUUUAGGAAGAGGGAGGAUACGGAACUAUAGAUAUUUGGGAGGCAUUUCCCUGGCAGUGGGAGCAGCAGGUACAAGGGUCCUGGGGCAAGCAGCUUGGCACAGUUGAGGAACCUAAAGCUGAGCCCGGAGUGGAGAGAGCAGCCCGUUUGUGCAGGGCCUUGAUGUGGGGAGGGCUCUAAAGAAACAGGUGUUGGGUGGGCAGGGGCAAGGUGGGGGAGGUGGCUGGCCUGGAGAGAUUGCUGGGACUUCAGUCUGGGUGUGGGUGGGUGUGUGUGUGAUGGGGGAGGUGUUUGGCCUCAGCCGGGGUCGCUGACCUUGCCCGGGUUGGCCCCCGUCAGCCGGUGAUGAGGUACUUCAAGAGGGGCUGCGCGGCCCACGAGGGGUGUGGGCCUGGAGUGGGCAGUGAGCACCCCUGGCCUCCCCUGCCCCCCCCAACCUGGGUGCUGUCCUCCCGCGGGCGGGGCUGCUGGCCUUGGAGCUGUUUGCUGCAGCCGUGGUUUGGUCAGUGACCAGGCGCUGGCGCUGAGUUUGCAGAGCUGCUGGCCGUCCCCGCGCAGCUGACCCCGGGAGGGAGCCAUGGACCUGCUGCGGGAGCUGAAGGCCAUGCCGGUCACGCUGCACCUGCUGCAGUCCACACGUGUCGGCAUGUCUGUCAACGCCCUGCGGAAGCAGAGCUCCGACGAGGAGGUCAUCGCCCUGGCCAAGUCGCUCAUCAAGUCCUGGAAGAAGCUCCUGGAUGCUUCAGAUGCCAAAGCCAGGGAGCAGAGGAGGGCUGGGCCUCUGCCCACAUCGUCCUCCAAGGAGGCCCCCGAGGCCAAGGAUCCCAGCCGCAAGAGGCCAGAGCUGCCCAGGGUGCCGUCGGCCCCAAGGAUCACCACGUUUCCCCCGGUGCCCGUCACCUGUGACGCCGUGCGCAACAAGUGCCGCGAGAUGCUGACCGCCGCCCUGCAGACAGACCAUGAUCAUAUGGCCGUUGGUGCGGACUGCGAGGGCCUGUCGGCCCAGAUUGAGGAAUGCAUCUUCCGGGACGUGGGGAACACGGACAUGAAGUACAAAAACCGUGUGCGGAGCCGCAUCUCCAACCUCAAGGACGCUAAGAACCCUGACCUGCGGCGGAACGUGCUGUGUGGGGUCAUAACCCCCCAGCAGAUCGCUGUGAUGACAUCGGAGGAGAUGGCCAGCGAUGAGCUGAAGGAGAUCCGGAAGGCGAUGACCAAGGAAGCCAUCCGAGAGCACCAGAUGGCCCGCACGGGGGGCACCCAGACAGACCUGUUCACCUGCGGGAGGUGCAGGAGGAAGAACUGUACCUACACGCAGGUGCAGACCCGAAGCUCUGACGAGCCCAUGACCACCUUCGUUGUCUGCAACGAGUGUGGAAAUCGCUGGAAGUUCUGCUGAGCCCUCCUCGAGAUGUGUGCGAAGCUUCGGGCUGUGGCCAGCACAUUGCCGCGGCCUUCCCUGCGUCCUGUCGACAGACACAGCUUCUCGAGACCCGCCCUGAGCCCACCCGAGCACCCCACGGGGCUGUGCCCCCGGCACCCCCGCCUGGCGUAUACCUUUUUUCUUUUCCCCAAAUUAUUAAAUGUUUCUUUUUGC